AUGAAACUAGCUUUACUUGGAAAGAACAAAAUAGGAUUUAUUGAUGGAUCUGUGAAGAGAGAAGAUUAUCAAGGAUAUCUCGAGCGAUUGUGGGAUCGUUGCAAUGCAAUUGUAGUGUCAUGGUUAAUGGGAAAUGUAAGCAAAAAUCUGCUUAGUGGAAUAUUGUUCAAUUCAAAUGCACAUUACAUCUCGAAAGACUUGAAGGAGAGAUUUGACAAAGUGAAUAGUUCAAGAGCUUUUCACUUGCACAAAGAAAUUUCCACUCUCACACAAGGUGUUUGCCUAUUUCAAUGUAUUACUCGAGGAUCUAGGAUCUAUGGGAUCAGUAUGACUCAAUUGUACCACCACAAACAUUUCUUAAUGGGACUCAGUGAUAGCUACCAAGCUAGGAGCCAGAUACUCAUGAUGCAACAAACUCCUAAUGUGAAUCAAGUAUAUGCAAUGACUAACCAGGAUCAAGGCCAAAGAAUUGUUGCUGGAUCAAGUCAAAUGAUGCAAGAUAUCAUGGAGCCAUCUGCUAUGUUUAUAGCCAGGAAUGGAAAUGGGAAUGCAAGGCCAAAGAGACCUUAUAAUCCAAAUUUCUUAUGUGACUUUUGUCACAUGAAAGGUCAUAACUGGUCAUCUUCAAGAAAAUGCUACAAGCUUAUUGGUUAUCCUGAGGAUUUUAAAGGAAAGAAUAAGGCAAAUGCAGUGACUGAUGCAUGCUAUGUGACUGAUGGAACCAUACAGUUGCAUCUGCUGCAUGCUAUGAGAAUGUUACAGGCUAGCAGGAGUUGUACAAUCAGUCACAUAGCAUGCAGCAAAUGCAACUGUAUGGUUAAUAUGGCCAAACCUCUCAGCAUGUGGUUCAACCAUCUCAAUUUAUGGUUCCACAUUCUCCUUAUCAACAACCAGGAAUGUCUCAAGGAUAGGGCCAAUAUGCAAAACCAGGACCAAUUCAAUAUGCACCUAGCCAGAUGA
Molecule: messenger RNA, 960 nt
Organism: Lycium barbarum (goji berry)
Lineage: Eukaryota; Viridiplantae; Streptophyta; Magnoliopsida; Solanales; Solanaceae
Exons: 3
Coding region: 1-960 (319 amino acids)
Source: RefSeq, a predicted model, not a curated record